Solanum stenotomum is the source of this 1320-nucleotide messenger RNA. RefSeq names its product WRKY transcription factor 22-like. Gene Ontology annotation, molecular function: DNA-binding transcription factor activity; transcription cis-regulatory region binding. Gene Ontology annotation, cellular component: nucleus. NCBI's taxonomy places the organism in Eukaryota, Viridiplantae, Streptophyta, Magnoliopsida, Solanales, Solanaceae. Gene Ontology annotation, biological process: regulation of DNA-templated transcription. The record is from RefSeq and is a predicted model, not a curated record. The transcript has 3 exons. Bases 105 to 1061 code for a protein of 318 amino acids.
UAAAUUGUACUCAUUUACAUCCCUCCCUCUUUACCUCAAAAAGUCAGCGCCUUCUUUUGUCUUUUUCUUCUUCUCUCUAAAAUUAAAAAAAAAACAGAGAGACUAUGGAAGAAGAUUGGGAUCUACACGCCGUCGUCAGAAGCUGCACCGCCGCUAGUUCCAGCGGCAGCAACUUCCAACGAAGAACAGAUAAUGAUAACAACAACAGCAGCAUCAAUAGCUCUGUAUUUUGCUUUGAAGAUCCGGUUCUGAAAUCGAGCAUAUUAUUGAAUAAAAAUAAAAUUAUUGAUGAUUUUGAAGAGUUACAUCAACUGUGCAAGCCUUUCUAUACUCAACAAUCCGAACAAAUAAACACCGUCAUUUCAUCACCCAGGAAAUUAUUAUUACAGAAUCUACCACCAUCACCGUCGCAACAUCAACAACUUGCUAAUACGAAAUUAAUUCAACCCAAGACACCUUCUUUGUUUUGUACUUUACAUGCUCAAACUCCAAGAACCAAAAGAAGGAAGAACCAAUUAAAGAAAGUAUGCCAAGUAGCUGCUGAUGGUUUAUCUUCUGAUAUGUGGUCUUGGAGAAAAUAUGGACAAAAACCCAUUAAAGGUUCUCGAUACCCAAGGGGAUAUUACAAAUGCAGUACUUCUAAAGGUUGUUUGGCCCGAAAACAAGUGGAGCGGAAUAGAUCCGACCCGGAUAUGUUCAUUGUCACUUAUACAGCUGAGCACAACCAUCCAAUGCCUACUCACAGAAAUUCCUUAGCCGGAAUCAGCCGCCACAAAACGGCGAAACCCACCUUAUCUUCGCCGCCGACCAACUCUCCGGCACCGGAAAAUCAAGAAAGCAGCAGGGACGAAAAAGAGGACAUUUUUGAAGUUGACGAUGAUGAAUUUGGUGUUUCUGAUGUUGGGUUGGACAAAAUGGAACCGGAUGAUGAUUUCUUCGACGGAUUGGAUGAAUUGGAAAUUCCGGCCACCGGAGAAAUGUCGCCGGAGAAUUUUCCGGGGACUUUUCAGUUCACUUGGCUGGCGAAUAACGCUGCAACUACGUCGGCCAGCGGUGGUUGAUUGACCGACCGGGAAAGGACACGUGGCAGAAAAAGUUAAAGAGAUGAUGCUUUUGUUCUUUUUAGUUUGUAGUAUUUUAUUUUUUUUGUCCGUUAGAGAUAGGAAGAUAGAAAAGAGAAAAAGAGAAUCUUGAAAUGAGAUGUUUUUUUAUUGAUUUUGUAGAUGUAACGUAUAAUUCCAUACCCCCAUCAUUAUAGAGAAAGAGAUCAUAGGCAUGUAGAGAAAAGAAAAGAAAGUGUUUGAUUGAUUGAUUCAUUCU